Molecule: messenger RNA, 6120 nt
Organism: Podarcis lilfordi (Lilford's wall lizard)
Lineage: Eukaryota; Metazoa; Chordata; Lepidosauria; Squamata; Lacertidae
Source: the annotation of a GenBank genome assembly
GCCCUCUUGGAUCAGCAAAGGGCUAUGGGGAAAAACGCAGCUUUUUAUCAUCAUCCUCAGGGGCCAGCGGUCGGCGCGGGAAGUGAAGUCAUAAUGGCUCGCCGGAACUGGGUCUUGUGGGCAUGGCCUCUUCUGAUACGAUCAUCUCCGGUGAGGGGAUUUUGAGUGUCCGCCUCAGGCGCCGCAAGCCAGUUCGGGCGGAAGCUGGGCCCUCGCCCAGCGCUACUUCCCGGGCCUGCCGUGAACAGUUCCCUGUCGCGGAGAGCGAGCAGCGGCAGGAGGCGACUUCCCGCCGAGCACCAUGGCCGGCGGGGAGGCCGCCCCAGCGGCGGGGCCCGACUCCGAGCCCUGCCGAGGGGGUGAGGAAGUCGGGGAAGACGGCGACGCUGGGACGGGCUGGGUGGAGAAGCUGCGCGCGGAGUGCGAGCCCGAGGGCCACUGGCAGCACCGCCGGGAGUUCUUGAUUCGCAACGCGGAAGGCCUGCCCUUGUCGCCGGGCGGGAAAGACGGCGGUGGCGGGGACGGAGACAGCGUGGAAUUACGGCGACUGACCUCUCUGUCUAUGGUGUGGGCCAACCAUGUCUUCCUGGGAUGCAGGUGAGUCGCUGGCGGGAGAAGUGAAACUUAAAAGCGUUUCGUUUGCGUGAGAUACGUUACGUUACUUUAAGGGUAAUUAAUUUCACAAUGAGGAGGAGGAGUUUCUUAAGAUGUCAUAAACCUAAGAAGGAAAAUAAGGCAUUCUCCGAAUGUUGUUAUAAAUCUUUGUUUUUUCUUUACAAGCUAAUGCACGUAUUUUUGCAGCUGGCUUAUGUGCUAAAAUAACGUUAAUCCCCCAUUUUUGAGCAAAAACUACAAGAUCAUUUUCUGCCUAAUUGUAUUAACUGUACGUAUUGUCAUAUUCAUAUCCCAUGUUUCUUCUAUCAUGAAGCUCAGGCUGACAUACAUGGGAUUCCCGGGUGAUUUCCACUGAGGCACUGACCAGGACCAGACUUGUAUACCUUUAGCAAGGUAGUUGCCUGGUGUACCUGUAAGUUGCUGUAGUCCCACAACACACUCAUUAUGUUGAUCAUGUCCUGAUUUUACCAUAUAGGCCAAUUGUGCUAAAGCCUGUAAUUACUUUAAUUUUGCUACCUGUGUUCAGAACUGUGGUGCUUUUAAGACUUUGUAACAGCCAGCUAAACCAAACAAAUGUAUCUUCUAUUUUGACUGUGUCCCCCCCCUUUUUUUGUUAAUCUAGAUUCUGAGAUGAGAGGCAAGCUUGUUACUCUGAAUACACAUUCUGUGACUAAACAGUGCUAAGACUCUAAUAAUCUUAGAGCACUGAAUUCCUCUUGUCUAGGUCUCAUUGUUCUGUCUUUCCACAAGUCACCCUGAAUGGCAGAUAAAUUGCUAUUUGCUUCUUGAAACAUUUUUUGAGCGGAACAUAAGACGUCUCCAGUUUUACACAAUCAACUGGAUCCAGGUGGAGCUAGUCACAUUUAGUUGACACUGAAAUCAAUAAGAUUUAAGUUGAAUCAUUAUCUUUUCACAUUGGGCUUAAUGAGGCCUAAUUAGAAGUAAUUUUGUAUUGAUCUGAGCCAUUCUUAUAUCAGUGCAUUGAAAAAUGGAAUUACUAUUCCACAACGCAGAUAUCUGGGGUUUGGAGAGUGCCUCAAACUCUGAGGCAUCAAAAGUUUAUUUAAAGUAUUUUAAUUGCUUUUUAGAGCCAAGCACCCAUGCAGCCAGAUGUCUGAAAACAUUCUGACCCUGAAAAUAGCUGCCCCCUUUUUCUUCUUCUCUUGAGUUCUUACUACACUACUGCUUGGGGUGUGUGAAGGUGGAAUUGGCAAUAUCUACAAUCCAAAUAACAUGUAUGUGUUAGUAGCUGUCUUGAGGAUCAGUGAAUGCGAACUAAAUUUUUCCUCAAAAUGCUAAUUGCAGUUGCCUUUUCCCUUCAGGUAUCCUCUGCAAGUGAUGGAAAAAGUGAUGGACAUGGCUGCAGGCAUCACAGUGACCAAUGCUCCAACCCACACUCUGAGAGAUGAACUGGUUGCCAAGGUGAAACGAGGCAUAUCCAGUAGCAAUGGUUAGCAGAUAAUAGCUGUGCAAAUACACAUAGGAGCAUAAUAAAUGAAUACAUGUUAUCCUCUCAAAAAUGUCAGCCAACAUUCUUUAAAUUGUCAGUUAUGUUGAUAAUAUUAUUAAUAUUUGAUCUAACUCAUUUUGCUUUGGUAAAUCUUACAAUCAAAUAAGUGUAAGGUGAAUUUGAUUUAAUUCAUGCAGAAGUGUUAACUGUCAAUUUGCCUUCCUAGUAGUUUUAUGGCAGCAGUGAGCAAGGAACUUUGAUCUAAACUACAUACAGUAGGGUAUGAUGCUUUAAAUGUACCUCUUCAAAGCAGACAGUUAUUAAUUCUAUACCUAUACAAUUCCUGCAGAGGCCAUUAAUUGUAAGACUUUAAGGUAACUCAGUUUCCUUGACUCUGUUUCUAAAGUGUGUGUUUGAUUGUGAUAAGGACAGUUACACUUACUCUGAAUUACAGACAUAAUUUGUUUUUAACUUUUUUUUAGAAGGGCCAGAAGAGCCCUGCAAGAAGCGUGCUGUUGGCACAGAAAAAGCUUCUGAAAUUACUGGCAGUGAUGCAGAGUCUGCAAAGCCAGAAGAGCCCAUGGAAACAGAUAGUAAUCCUGUGAAGAACCCAGGAAAAGAGGCAGCAAAAAAUGCAGAGAAGCCACUGUCUUCGACUGCAGCCCAAAAGGUAGCACCUGCAGCAUCUUCGACUGUGGCCGAAAAGGAAGCACCUACAGCAUCAGCAGCAGUGGUUCAGAAGGUAACGCCUACAGCUCCAGUCUCUACAGCUCAGAAGGUAGCACCUGUAGCCUCUUCGACUGCACCUCAGAUAGCAGCACCCACAGCAUCCUCAACUGCAGUCCAGAAGGUAGCAACUGCAGCUCCAGUCUCCACAGCGCAGAAGGUAGCACCCGCUGCAUCCUCAACUGUAGCAAGAGUAGAAGCCAGAGUUGCUAAUUAUGAAUCUACAGCAACCACUAGGCAGAAAUCAGCUGUGGCUUCUUCUUUGCCUGGCCCUGAAUCAAAACUGAAUUACUCUUUAAAUAAACCUUCAGAAUCCAAAUCUGAAAACACAUUAGCAUCUGAAAAGAAAGGCACAUUGGAAGAUAUGGCAGCGUUAGCUUCAAAAAGCAGCUCACACACGAGUGUGGUUCCUGCCAAAGUGCCAUGCAAAUUAUUAACAAGCGAAGAUGCAAAAGAGAGGCAACCAUUUUUCAAUAGACUAUACAAAGCUGUUGCUUGGAAGUUGGUUGCUGUUGGAGGGUUUAGUCCCAAUGUCAAUCAUGUCGAACUCUUAAACUCAUCCAUUCAGUCUGUAAAGGCAACAUUAGAUGUUGAAUUUGUCCCACUGAAAGAGCUGGCGGAUUUACCUCAGAAUAAAAGCUCUCAGGAAAAUGUGGUGUGUGAACUGAGAUGUAAAUCGGUGUAUUUGGGUACUGGCUGUGGAAAAAGUAAGGAAAAUGCCAAAGCAGUUGCUUCAAGAGAGGCACUGAAACUGUUUCUCAAGAAAAAGGUAAUUGUGAAAUUAUGUAAAAGGAAGUACAAAGGAAGGGAGAUUGAAGAUUUGGUGCUUCUUGAUGAAGAAUCAAAACCAUUAAAUUUACCUCCAGCUUUAAGAAAUCCUCAAGAAAUAUUAUAAAACAGUGAAACAGUCACUGUUUAUAUUAGCAAAUAUUGUUCUAUCACAAAUAACUCGAUUACUUUUUGUACACUGUAUUAGACUCCCAUAUAUUUUGUAUUUUUCAGUUUUGAGGAAUUCUUGUUCUUUUCACUCAGUAGCAAAUGUAAAUAAUUUGUUAUAGAUGUAAAGCGUGCUGAGGUAUGCCUUAACAUAUAUAGCACAUUAGUGUGCUGUUUUAUUUGCUAAAUAGUAUACCAGGUCUUCUAUUUUUUAAGGAACAAUUAAGGUACAGUUUGCUGUUCAGUCUAAUUUUCUAAAUCCUACAAUUUAGUAUCAGUAAUGCUCACUUCAGAACUCAUCCUUUUUAGCUGCGAACUGAUUUGUAGACAAGAACCAUUGUAUCUGGAUUGUAGAAGGCUGUCUAAAAGUUUCAAUCAAACCUUUAAUCACCUGCUUCAUGUGUUGCUCAGAAUGUUCAUAUGCCUCUUUUAAAAAAAGAAGAUAGUUGAUUUAAGUUUUUUAAUGAAGUAGUAAUAUUUUAAAUUUUAACUAAAAUGAUAUGCUGGUCCUAUUUAAUAUCAUACUUGCAAAUUGUCAGUCAAUAAUCACCAAAUUACUUCUAUCACUAAACACUUCUCUAAGCAGCUUUGACUUAUAUUUUGUGAGAAAUACCAUCUUUGCUUUUUUUCUAAUAAAUGCAGCUUUCUAUAUUCAGCAAUUAUUUAUGUCUGUGUAAUUUGGGAUUAUUUUUAAAGAUUUUAUGAAAUAUUCUGCUUCCAUUUCAUUUAACUAACAAUAUAUGGUUAUAACUUAGAUAUUUGCUCAGUCUUAAACACACUAGUAUUAAUUUGCAAGUUCAACCACUCAAAUUAAGUGCUAAUUUUAUUAAAACCUGCACUGCAUUAUGACUUGGGGUUGUCAACAAGUAUUAACUAAAAGGUGUUGCAUUCACACACUGAAUCUCAUCUAAAGUUCUGCACUGCUGUGAUGUCUGCACAUAGGUCUACAUGUACAGGCAUCGUUCUGUUCCUCCAUGUUAGUAAAAUGUUCUCUGAACAGUGAAAUGUUCUCACAGCACUGAUGGAGCAUUUCCCAUCGUCUGUUAAUUUUCUUCACACAGCACUGCUUUGAGUGUUGCUGUGGCAUUUAAUAAAUAUCCCAAGGCAACAACUACCUAUGCUAAUUCCAGGAUCUGGACCAAAGCUGUAAGAUGGGAAGCAAGACAGCAUUUCUUGCAGCUGAAUGAAAUACAAGUAGUGAAUGACAACAGAGCCCUUCCUGAAGUUGCUUAAAUAAUUCCUCUCACCUCAGCAACAGAACACGCAAUAGCUUAAUCUUAAGGAAACUUAAAGGAAAUUUAUGGAAGGAACAUUUCUGUUCCUGCGGCCACCUGCCUCACCCUUUGCUAAGUCUCUGGAGAGUUGGAGAGCCCAUCCUGAACUGUGAGAUGGGAUACCAAGGAGUGAUAGGGGAGGAAGAAAGGAAACACUCCUUUCACGAACUUCCUUAUGUUGACUUAGGAUCCAACUCAUUAUUCAAAUUUUUGCAAAUCGAUUUCAAAUGCAUUUUAAUAGAAUAUUGUGUAAUAGGGGUUGCUGACAUCUUAGGGCCCAUAAGCACAUUUGCAAACCUGAGAAAUGAGUGUGGGUUCUGUUGAAGGGAAGGCCUUGUUGAGCACAUCUGCACCUGCAGGUGCCAUGUUGGUGACCCCUGUUCCUCAGCAAAAGUGGGUAAAAAUGAAUAUGUGGCAGCUGAUUGUUUGUUAAAGAAAGGUAGACUCCUUUGUAAGAAAAAAAUACUCAUUCAAAUAAAGAUAUUUUCAGUUGUUUGGCUCCUGUUCAAACUUAAUGGGUUAAACUUCUUGCAAAAAACUAUUGGGAAAACAAUUUUGAUUUCAGUUUUUAUUUGUACAGCAUGGUAGAUUGUACAAUCCACAACACUUAUGAGAAGAGAAGAGUGGCAGAAAAAGUAGCAUCAAAUGUGUAUUUCUUUGUGCUUCUUUAAUUUGGCCUUGUAUAGUAAUAUUUGCUUGUUAAACAAAAAGCACAUCUGCAGCCAGCAUUUUGCUAUGGAGGUGAAUAACCUUUUUCAGGUCACAUCCCUUUGUGGCUGCCAUUCCUAUCCAAGGUCAUAAGUGUCUGCUGGAUUAGGCCACUGACCCCUCUAAUCCAGCAGCCUGCCCUUACAGCAGCCAACCAGAUGCCUGUAGGAACCCUGCAAGCAGGACAUGAGCGUAACAACACGCUGCUCAUCUGCAGUUCCCAGCAGCUAGUAUUCAGAGGCAUACUGCCUCUUGUGAGUGGAAGUAAAACACUGAUUGUGGCUAGUAGCCAUUGACAGCCUUAUAUUGCCAGGAGCAGGCAGAGUCACCCCACACACUUCCUUACACACCCUUCUAUUCUCUGACCAGGCAUUCUCUCUCACUUGCAUAUGAUCUAGCAGUUUCCACUUU